Messenger RNA from Rhizoctonia solani, 1728 nucleotides. RefSeq names its product F-box-like protein. NCBI's taxonomy places the organism in Eukaryota, Fungi, Basidiomycota, Agaricomycetes, Cantharellales, Ceratobasidiaceae. The record is from RefSeq and is a predicted model, not a curated record. The coding region runs from base 1 to 1728 and encodes 575 amino acids. The transcript has a single exon.
AUGGUACACAUUCAGCGAAUUGGUACGCACAACGGAAACAUCUCAGCGCCGGACCAUAAGCAGAAUUUGUUCCAAGUUUAUAAACAGUGGAAAGAAAUAUCCGAACAACUCUCGUCGACUGUCAACGACUAUGCUGGUGCCUGUAGUAGAUUAGCUACUGUAGCCUCAACGGCAGAUCGGUCGACGAUCGAAACCGUCUUUACCAGUGUCGACCAGGGCUUGCAUUACCUGGGGGCAAAUGAGGAAAAAUUGACUGCAGCAAAGCAACUUCUUAGCGCACUCAGAAAUAGAGUCUCAACCCUAUGCCCGAUUGACAUACUACCGGACGAAAUACUCGGGUACGUUUUUGAGUUGGCAAGCGUGCCUUGCGUACAAUCGAAUCGCAAUGAACAAGCACAAUGCCAUAUAGUCAUAUGCCCCGAGUUACUCUCAAGUGUCUGCAUUAGGUGGCGCCAUGUCGCAAGCAAUACAUAUAACCUAUGGACUCACCUUGACCUCAUUCCUACCGCUCAGUCAUCCCACAAGCUAUACAACCGUUCGCGAAUAUGGCUCCGCAAGGCUAGAUCUGCCCCACUUCACGUUCAUAUCCGCCAACGUUCCUGCGCAAAAAAGGAUGAGAUUAUACAGGUUACUGGGUUUUUAGCGCCCAUUAUGAGGCAAUUACAUACAAUCCACCUCGAGGCGGACUGUCAUACUAUGGAAUUAUUCCAGGCGGUUUUGGGAUGCUGGAUUGAAUUUGGCCAACCAGGCUCGACCAAGUCUCUUAUUUUGCACAGGCCGGGCCCAAGUAGUCUCAUGAGUCAUCCAGGUAUCCGCUCGCCAGACGAGCAGCUACUUGACCAUUUACAAACGCAACACCCCGACGAACAUUUAGAUCGAUUCUUACUACCACUGCGCACAAUCCGCUUGCACAACGUAUAUAUAGGAUGGGGGACAGCGGCUCUUUGCAGAUUAUCUGAAUUACAUCUCGAGGCACUUCCAGCUUGGGUUGGCCUGACGAUUAGCCAACUGAUUUUGACGCUCCGCGCGAGCCCAGAAAUUCGCUCGCUGAAGAUAGCUAGAGUGGGUAUUGUAGAUGCGCUUACGGAGGGUGAAGAUCCUUCUCAACCUAUCUAUCUCGGCAACCUUGAGUGUCUGGGCUUGCUUGGGGCCGACUUUGAAGUGCUAAAACGGCUCCUGACCCUUGUUGUCCCAGGAAAAUCACCACUAUCUAUAAGUAUGAACUUAUACGAGCAAGACCGUAUUCUACCUGAACUCCAAUCAUUCCUUGAUCGAUCAAGUGUUUCGGCUUUGUACCUCGAUGCAGGGGAACAAAAUUGGGUACCCGCUCUUUUUGGAUGUAUGCCGUGCUUAAGGUCCCUGGCUAUACGGGGCUUUCACCUCUCUCGGGAUAGUUUCCCUGAUUCACCACCGGAGCAACUAACUGCUAUAUGCGCUCCCAAUCUCGAGUCGCUUUACUUUAUUGGGUGUCGAGUAGGUAUAAAGCCGUUGCGGGGUAUGGUCGCUGCUCACUCGGGCACUCUUCGAUCUCUGAAGCUCUGGCGGACCAAUCUAUAUGCGGAUUCUCUGUCGGACGUUCCCGACACUGAUACUGGUGAUGUGCUCGACACAUUGACCGAUCUAAUCCCGCACGUCCAACGUUCCUGUCAAAUGAAUGAUUACCCCGUGUUGAAUUGGGAUGUGUGCGAUCGUUUUAGGGGGUGUAAUGUCAUCACCCCCUAUGAUUGA